Molecule: messenger RNA, 2829 nt
Organism: Entelurus aequoreus (snake pipefish)
Lineage: Eukaryota; Metazoa; Chordata; Actinopteri; Syngnathiformes; Syngnathidae
Gene: msl2b
Product: MSL complex subunit 2b
Exons: 4
Coding region: 158-1720 (520 amino acids)
Cellular component (GO): MSL complex
Molecular function (GO): ubiquitin protein ligase activity
Source: RefSeq, a predicted model, not a curated record
UCGGCGAGCCGCUCCGUGCUGCAGUGCGACCCCGGAGACCCCCGAGCCCUGGCCGAGCUCUGCAGGCUACUGCCCUUCUUCCGGCAGUCCUUGUCCUGCCUGGUGUGCGCUGCAGGCCUUAGCAACCGGCCGUUGCUAAGGAAGCUGCACCGAAAGAAUGAAAAGGCGCUUGUUGAAUGGCGAGGGGGCGGAAUGUAAAGAAACAUCCAGCUGCAACCUGCUGCAGGACCCCAUAGCGCCCACUGACUCGUCGUGUCAGCAUUACGUGUGUCGCGCCUGCAAAGGUCAGAGGAUGCAGCUGAAGCCGUCGUGCAGCUGGUGCAAAGACUACUCCCGCUUCCAGGAGAACCGCCAGCUCUCCUUGCUGGUGCGCUGCUACAGGAAGCUCUGCCUCUACAUCACGCAGUCGCCGCUCGCCCCGCACAUCGCCAGCGCCGCCGACGACUCGCCCGACCUGCAGGCCGUCCUCAGCGAGGGCCUCAAGUUGGCCGAGAGCGAGCACGAGGACGCCUCGGACGCCGAGAGCUCCCCUCAGACUGCCUCCGCGUUGCGGGAGGCCUGGCCCGACCAAGCCCCGCCCCCCAGUGAGGUGAAAGGUGAGGAUGCGAGUCUUAAUGGGCUGCACGAUUGUAACGGGAUGGUCGCCAAGCAGGAGGGCUUUUCGGAGGCACUCCCGGUGUGCGUCGCGGCGGAGGCGGGACUUUGUGACAUCGGCACUUUCGGAGAGGACUUGAAACAUGGCGGGGGUCCGCUGUUGUUGAGCGUGGAGGAGGUGCUUCGGACCUUGGAAACGGACACUGAGCCCACCCAGCAGCUAGAUGACCCUCUUAUACCGCUAUCUAACCUCAAUGGACCUUGCUGCCCUGCUGAGCCCCGCCCCUUACCCCUAGAGAGCAUCCGCCACCCCCUCCAGACCUCCACCGUCGCCCCACCGCGCUGCCACCGCAAACGUUCCCGCUCUGAGAGCGACAGUGAGAAGGUGCAGCCCCUCUCCAUUUCCAGCCUCCUCCAGGCGCCCUCCCCCAACAGCGCCCCCCUUUACCUCACCCUGGGCACCCCCACCAGACCGGAGCCCAGGUUCCACGCUGCCGCGCCACACCACCUGGCGCCGGUGCCUAACGGCGGCUCCCUCAAGACCGGGAAGACGGUGCUGGUGAAGCCGCUGAAAAAGACGGCCGAGCACCACGGCGGCGCCAAGAAGGCUCACGCCAAGGCCCGGCAAGGUGCCCCCAAACCCCGGUCACAGCCUCGGGUACCGCCCCACCCCCACGCUCACCCCCCCACACACCCGCCCAGCCCCUCCAAGCCGCUGUAUAAGAAGCCUGUGGAGAAAAAGGGCUGCAAGUGCGGGCGAGCCACCCAGAACCCGUCAGUGCUGACCUGCAGGGGGCAGCGUUGUCCUUGCUACUCCAACCGCAAGGCGUGUCAGGACUGCAUCUGCCGUGGCUGCCAGAACUCCUACAUGGCCAACGGUGAGAAGAAGCUGGAGGCCUUCGCCGUGCCUGAGAAGGCCUUGGAGCAGACGCGCCUCACGCUGGGCAUCAACCUCACCAGUAUCGCCGCCGCCGCCCUGCGCGGUCCGGCCGGCGGCUCGCCCGGCAACACCAUCCUCAACGUGAGCACUGCCACAGGAGCGCCCGUCCCCGCCGCCUUCCUGUCGGGGGCGGGGCAUGACAGCCGGGGGUUUGACGACUCACUGGACAUGCGCUUUGACUGCUGAGGCGGUCCUGAGCGUCAUCAUCACCACCACGGAGUCAUUUCUUGAACUUUUUCUACAUGACUUCAUCAGGAACAUUUUAUGAUCUAUUUUUUACAAGAUGGGAAAAAUUAAACAGACCAGCUUUUGACGUUAAAAGAAGUGACUCCGGCAGCUCCCUGUGACCUUUAACCCCUCAUGCACACGUCAACUUGCUGCUAAAGACCAGAAGAGACUCACUAGUUUGUUGUAUUAAGUACAUCCGCCACACUUGACUAUUUAUUGGAGCAACGUUGCGGUCGUGUCUUAGCGUUAGCUUGUGUCUCCCCCCCCCCUCCAGGGGCAUUUACAUGUCAUAUAACUUUCAUGUUUCCACAAAAAGGAAGAAAAAUCAAACCGUUCAAAAAAGUUUGCCUGUGGGCUUUUUUUCCCCCUCAAGCUGCAGUUCUUCAAGUGGGCACAAGAUGGCAGCACAGCACGUGUUGUACAACAGGAUAGGGAACAUUUAUUGCACACAUUUACAGAUGACACUUAUUUACAUUCACAUUUCAUUUACAACUUGACCCAUUACAAUUUAACAUGUUUCCUUUUAACCCCGUGUUCAAAGCCGGAAGCUGUUUUGUUUUAAAAUGCUACAACGCUGCAUUCAUGACCGUGGGACGUUUUAAUGGCGGGACCAUAAAGCUACAGUUUCAUGUGAGCUGUUACAAAUUAAUGUUUACAUCAUUUAUAGCCAGUGUUUGAUAAAAAAAAAGCUAAAUAUUGACAUAUUUGCAUCGAUUGAUGAGGCAACUUCAGGGUCUGAGAAAAGAUUUGUAGGAAUUGCAAAACGUACGUUAGUAAGCAAAGUGUAACUUUAUUUCAAGAUGUCAACCUGCUUCAUUAGCGUGGAGCAGGCAUUUAGUUAUUUCACGGUCCAAGGCACCUUCUAAAAAUACUUUUUACAAAACAAAGUGGAAUAAAAGAUCAAACCAGUGAAAUGUAAGCAGAAAAGGUUGCGAUAUUGAAUCUAAUUACACGAAAACAACAAAAUCAAUGUUAUUAACGAUUGACUUAUUCAAGGUUCCAAUUACUUCACAUCAACAUUUCCACUUUUAAAUGUUUUGGGGGGGAAAUAUUGCAUAUUUUGUGUU